AUGAUGGCGCGUUUUCUGUUUUUGCUGGCAUGCGCUUUUGCUCUUCUGGCUUCUUCACUAACCUCAGCUUUAAUCGUGCAACAUUCUUUCAAAGUGCAAAACCUAACUGUCCAGCGGUUGUGCAAUGAGCAAGUAAUAACAGCAGUUGGUGGAAGCCUCCCCGGCCCAACAAUAAACGCCAAUGAGGGUGAUAUCCUCCUCGUCCACGUACUCAAUAUGUCUCCCUACAACAUUUCUAUUCACUGGCAUGGAGUUUUUCAGUUACUGAGUGCUUGGGCAGAUGGACCAGCAUAUGUAACCCAAUGUCCCAUUCGUCCUGGACGAAGUUAUACCUACAAAUUUCAAAUCACCGGGCAGGAGGGGACUCUCUGGUGGCAUGCUCACGUGUCCUGGCUCCGUGCAACCGUGCAUGGAGCACUCAUCAUCUCUCCCAGACUUUUCCAUUCUUACCCAUUUCCAAAACCCUACGAAGAAGCUACCAUUUUAUUGGGGGAGUGGUGGAAUGCUAAUGUCGUUGACGUCGAGAAUCAGGGCCUCGCCGCCGGUAUUCCCCCUAAUAAUUCCGACGCCUUCACUAUCAACGGACAGCCCGGUGAUCUCUACCCUUGCUCUAAACCAAACACAUAUAAGUUAACGGUGGUCCAAGGGAAGACCUAUAUGUUACGCAUUAUCAACGCUGCUCUCAAUCACCAGCUGUUCUUCGGAAUUGCCAACCAUACGAUGAAAGUUGUCGCCAUCGACGCCUCAUACACGGAGCCCUACACCACUGACGUGGUCGUGCUCGCGCCUGGUCACACCACCGACGUGCUCCUGACCGCUGACCAGCCUGUGGGGUCCUAUUACAUGGCCGCAAAACCAUACAUUAGCAUUAUAGGCAUACCCGACAACACGCCCACCACAGGCAUCAUCGCCUACCAGGGCUCCACGUCAGCUACUCCCAUAAUGCCGGCCCUACCGGCUUUCGACGACACGGCCGCCGCCCACAAGUUCUACACCAGUCUCUUCGGCCUUGCUGGUGGGCCCCAGUGGGUUCCGGUGCCACGUAACGUGGACGAGCACAUGUUCAUCACAUUUGGGUUGGGUCUGACGCCGUGCGGUGGAAGCGCCACGUGUGCCGGUCCUUUCGGGCAGCGAUUGUCUGCGAGCAUGAACAAUGAAUCAUUUCAACUCCCCAGCAGGUUGUCUAUGUUGGAAGCUUUCUUUUACAAUAAAAAGGGUGGGAUCUACACCACUGAUUUUCCUGACAAACCCAAGGUGGAGUUUGACUACACCAAUCCCAGCAACAGCUUCGAUCCAUCACUGCUAUUUGCACCCAAAUCGACCAAAGUGAAGACAUUGAAGUACAAUUCAACGGUGGAGAUUGUUCUACAGAACACAGCCCUUCUAGCGAUGGAGAAUCAUCCUAUACAUAUGCACGGUUUCAACUUCCAUGUGUUGGCCCAGGGCUUUGGAAACUAUGAUCCCCAAAAUGACCCCAAAAAGUUCAACCUUGACAAUCCACAAAUACGUAAUACUAUCGCCGUGCCAGUUGGCGGUUGGGCCGUCAUCAGAUUCACAGCAAAUAAUCCAGGUAUCUGGAUGGCACAUUGCCACAUCGACGGGCAUUUGCCAUGGGGGUUGGGCAUGGCUUUCGAAGUUCAGAAUGGACCUACUCUCCUGUCUAAGCUCCCUCCACCACCACUUGAUCUACCGCAAUGCUAA
This is a messenger RNA of Corylus avellana, 1701 nucleotides long. RefSeq names its product laccase-7-like. Lineage: Eukaryota; Viridiplantae; Streptophyta; Magnoliopsida; Fagales; Betulaceae. Gene Ontology annotation, biological process: lignin catabolic process. Gene Ontology annotation, cellular component: apoplast. Gene Ontology annotation, molecular function: copper ion binding; hydroquinone:oxygen oxidoreductase activity. The record is from RefSeq and is a predicted model, not a curated record.